UGGAAUAACUAAGCUUCAAGGGCCCAAGUGAUAAUAAUAAGAAACUAAAGUACCUCUUGUGUAAUUUUCAAAUUAAAGCUUUUGCAUUUCUUUCGUAAACACACCAAGAAAGAUUGCCAAAGAAAUUGUUUGUUAAGGUCUCGGUGCAAUGGGGGUUUAUGGAGAACAAUCAAGGAGAGAGAAGCCCAGAGGACGUCAUCAUGGGUUGACUCAGCAGAAAAGGCAAGAGAUCAAAGAAGCAUUUGAGUUGUUUGAUACUGAUGGAUCUGGUACCAUUGAUGCCAAGGAGUUGAAUGUUGCUAUGAGGGCACUUGGUUUCGAAAUGACAGAAGAGCAAAUUAAUCAAAUGAUAGCAGAUGUGGAUAAAGAUGGGAGUGGUGCAAUUGAUUUUGAUGAAUUUGUGUACAUGAUGACUGCCAAAAUCGGUGAAAGAGACAGCAAACAAGAGCUUACAAAAGCAUUCCAAAUCAUUGACCAAGAUAAAAACGGGAAAAUAUCAGUCUCUGAUAUUAAAAACAUUGCUAAGGAAUUAGGUGAGCAUUUUACCGAUGCAGAGAUCAAUGAGAUGGUGGAGGAAGCAGACCGUGAUCGUGAUGGAGAAGUUAGUGCGGAUGAGUUCAUGAGGAUGAUGAAGAGAACUUCAUAUGGAUAUUAGGCUGUUAUUGUCAUUCUCUGAUAUGUAAAAUCUAUUAAUUUAUUGUUAGUAAGUGACAAAUUGUUGUUUUUGUACCAACUUUUUUUUAAAAAAAAAAACUUUGUUAUA
Messenger RNA from Helianthus annuus (common sunflower), 763 nucleotides. Its product is annotated as probable calcium-binding protein CML20. The transcript has 7 exons. Gene Ontology annotation, biological process: mitotic cell cycle; centriole replication. NCBI's taxonomy places the organism in Eukaryota, Viridiplantae, Streptophyta, Magnoliopsida, Asterales, Asteraceae. Gene Ontology annotation, molecular function: calcium ion binding. The coding region runs from base 149 to 655 and encodes 168 amino acids. The record is from RefSeq and is a predicted model, not a curated record. Gene Ontology annotation, cellular component: centriole; centrosome.